AUGACUGAAAUUCCAUUAUCGGAAUCCUGUCAAAAUAGAGAUAGCAAAGUUCUUAAUUUGUAUUAUUUGAAUCAUAAACCGGCCAUGUUUAACUUUGAUACGGAGGUGUAUGGUCCAGAUGGUACUUUGCAUGUUAAAUACAAAAUCUCGGUGGAUUACAAUCCUAAAGUUAAAAUGUCAUACAUAAAGGAAGAAAUAUUAAAUAGAUUGUUGAAGGAUGGACAUAUAUUGUCUCCUAAUGAAUUGUUUUUCAUUAAACUAAGUGAUAAAAAGGGCAGAAAUGUAACUGAUGAUAUGCUUCUUAAUGAAGUUGUAGAUGUCAUGCAGGAGCAAAGGACAGCAACUCUUCCAUUGUUUAGGAUUGCAGUUAAUCCACAAUUUGAUGUGGUAUAUAGAGAUAGGGAUGGUCAUUAUGAUAAAUUUAGAGUAGAAAUGAACAAGACAAAUCCAACCAAGAGGGACUUUACAGAGGCCGUAGAUGAAAAACUUCAUGAAAAACAUAUACUUAGACCAGAAGAACAUAUUCGGACUGUAAAAGUUCAUCCAAUGAAUAAAAAGAAGAAAAUAAACUUUAAUGUGGACCUUAAUACUGAUGAAAAUGGUCAUUUCCCACCUGGAACUAGAGCUGAUCAAAUUACAGCAGAAACGGAUCUCAGAAUGGAAAUCCCGGUUGAAUUUGAAUACGACAACGGUAGAGUACUGCGAUUCACAGUAAACGCGGACUACGGAGCAUCAGAUGAAGAGAUCGAAAGAUUAGUUAGGAAAGCUCUAAAAAAGAAGGGAUAUAAAGGGCAUAUACCUGGUCUCCACUUCGACAUUAAGAACUCGAAGCAUAAUGAAAUGAGGGAGUUUUGGGAGGGAGGUCCUGAAGUAGAUAAAUUCGUACUUAAUACAGGACUUGCUAGAGAUGUAGAGGUAGAUGGGGACGUGCACGGUAUGGAGUUUACAACCCAUGUUAAAGUACAUCCUAGAGAAAGUAUGAAUGAACUGAGAACGGAGGUCCUUAAAAGUGUUAGACAUAACCCGAAGAUAAGAAGUUGGCUUGAAGAGGAUCCCAGAAGAAUGGAAGAAAUCUAUACUGUAGUCUCAGAUUCAGCAGGUAAAAUUUAUGAAGAUGAUGAACUGGGGACAAACGGAUUGUAUGAUAGAAGUUCCAGGAUAAGAAUAGGUGUUUCAGAUCAUCCUUUUGAAAUGAUUUGGAAGGAUCCAUUAACAGGACGAGAAUAUACUUUUUGUUUAUCUAAGGACAGUAACGGAAGGUGUAGACCAUUACCACCUAAAUUAGUAAAAUUUCCUAUUCAAGACUUUAUAGAUCAUUUGAUAAGUAUUUUAAAGAAAGAAGGUAAAUAUGAGGAACUUGUUAUAAAACCCUUAAAAACUGGAAAGUUAUACACACAAGGAGUACGACUUAAAGAAGUGCGUACGGUUGAUGGGCGUAGGCUUAAUUGUGACGAGCUUCCAACUAAUGCAAACUUCAGGCUUAUAGAAUCUGCACUUAACGUCCAUGUAUCAGAAAUAAGAUCAAUGGUUUUCAUUCUAAUGACGAGUGACGAGAGUGAUAAUUUGUCCGAACGUCAAAGAAACCAUGGGAGAUACAAAGUAGUAAUAAGUAAGGACUCUGGCGACAAAGAGUCGCAUCUUAUUAAUGCUGAUUAUUUAUCUCCGUCUGAAGUUAGGAACUUGAUUUAUAAAAAUUUCUCAUCGGUUCCAAGCUAUGAUGAUAUCGAAGACUUGAGGUUUUAUGAUGAUCAUGACCAUGAUGUAAACUUUGAGGAUUUCAUCAAGAGGAAGCCUAAGCAGGAUGAAACAAUGAAAAUUAGGUUCACAAUGAAAGAAGAUGGGUCAAGACCUCCUAUGCCUACUUUUGAAAAUGUUGUAAUUCAGCCUAAGCCUCGCGAAACCAUUAGGGAGUUUUUCCUCAGGGCCGUGGAAGAACCUAUAGAUUUUGGCCUUUCUCCAAUGCACUCCUACACUGUAAUUGGAUUUGACGAAAAUGAUAAACCUGUUCAUUUUGAUGAAAUUUUAGACGUACCAAUAAAGGACCUGAAGAAUGUAAAGAAGGUUAAAUUUGUAAAACAGGCAGCGGUGAGGCCUGAUGGUGAUAUUAAUAUUAAUUACGGUGAAGGUCCUCCAACAAAUACACCAAAUGAAGUUACUGUUGAAUUUGAUAAUAUGAAAGAACCUCAUCCUACCCUUAACUCCAAAAUUAGAAACUUUUUAAUUCAAGUUCCUCCUGAACAAAUGGGUCAUGUAAGAAUCGAAGUUGACGGUAAAGAGUUAAAGUGUUCUUUGGAGACACUUCGUGACGCUUAUAUGAUCAAAAAUUUAACGGUUGAAAAACUGUUUGCUCUUUGUCAAGGUGUUGACAGACAAAAGGACUUUUCUCAUGUUAAAAUGAACUUUAAAGCAUCACCUGAAGAAAUGAAGAAAAGUGAAGCCUUUAAUUUAUUAAAUGGACUCGGAUCACCAUCGGGUUCACCUAUCGCAAAAUUUACACUAUAUAAAGGACAAAUGGACUUGGGUUUGAGUACUCUUGUCAAGAUAAACGUAGGGACACUUAAUUCUCCCGUAGCUGAGUUCUAUUCAAAGAUUGUUCAAAUGUUUGGAGACUCAGUUGACGCUGUUAAUGACAUUUCUAUAUCACUCAUCAAGAACGGAAGAAUGUAUCCCUGUAAUAAUACAAAGAUCUUGAAAAAAUUAAAAGAUUUUGGAAAGGCUAAUUUGUCCAAAGUGUUCGAAAUUUGUAAUCUUCCAGCAGUUAUUCCCGAAAAUGGGUCUUACUUUCACUUUCAUGUAAGUAUAGAUUUGAGUGUUGGUCCAAAAACUGGAUAUGACUCGUCAAUGGGAAGCACAAUCCCAAUGGAUAUAUAUUAUGACGAAGAAGAUCGCAUGACUAAUGUUCAUUAUGAUGAAAAUCUUUACCCAGAUAUCGCAAAAUAUAUCGAUGAUAAUGAGGAUAUUGACUCAUCUCAACCUAGUAAAUACAAAAUUACAAUAAAGGGGGAGGAGCCCUCUCAUAACUUUGUAACAAAAACCUAUACCAUGGAAGAUAUGCCUCAUAACAUAACCCUUAAUACAUUGUUUCCUGAUACUAAAGUUGAUAAUCUUAAUAUCACAAUUGAGUCAAAAGAUGGCCAUAAUUCAGGAGGUUGGAGAUCCGAAACAGUCCACCCAGUGAAUGACUUUAAAACAAAUUUUGAUGCGCUUAAGAGGCAAAUCAUCCUUAAUCUGAAGACUAUGCACGGAAAUAAUCUGGAUGCAGUUAACAGCUAUGUCGUUAAGGUUGGGAUAAAUGGUGUUAAGCACCAAUGCCGUGUCGAGAGUCUGGCUAAGCUCGUUAAAAUGUCAUUGAAUGAGUUCUUAAAGAACUGUGUUAACAUUGAAAACGUUAACAAUAAUCCAACAAUGUCAUUUGGAGUUAACUAUGAACCCUCAAUUCAUGGGGAUUUGUCGUUUAACGUAAAAGUUGUUUGUGGAGACAAAGCUGUAUUUUCAGCCCAAGGUCUUCGACCAAAAGAUGGUAUUCCUGGAGAAAUGAUUGAAAAACUUAAAUCUAAAUACGGUAAAUAUCUUGACAGUGUACAGUGGGGAGUAUACAUCAAUAAAGUUCAGGGUGAUUGUCGUUUUAUUGCGUUGUUGGACAUCGUUGAUAUGAGGUCUGUUCUGAACAUCUGUGGAGUUGAAGAUGGGAGUCUGAGGGUUUAUAAUUUAGUAUUUUACGACAUGAAUUAUGAGACUUUCAAAAUAUACAAUAGAAGUUACAGCGCGCCUCAAAAAGGAAGUGCUGCUGAAUUUCCGGACGUAACAAAAGUUACACAGAGUGUUAAUGAAUUAAAAUCCCCAGUUAGAAUUAGCAUGCCUUAUAGUUAUACUGGCCCCGAUAUCAAAGUUAAUGGAGCCGAGACUCUAAACGACUUUCUCAGGGAAAUAGUAAACAAUGAAGACGAAUUUAAUCCUGGAAACCCAUUUAAGGUGAAUGUACACACUAAUUAUGGUGUAUUUGGAAUUGAUGAACUUCCAAAAGGAGUCUCUAAUCAUCCAUCUAGAGAUUUGGGUGGAACCUACUCUUUCAUUAUUGAAGAUGACCCUGAAGGUAACGGACCUGGAACUGCACUAAAUUUACACUUCCCUGAUACACAACAAACUCUGGGUGACUUUUUAGAAGAUCUACGAAACAACCCAUCAAACUCCAACAAAAAGUUCUAUUUCUCUAGUAAGAGUACAUUCCUACCCUCUUACAAAGUGCCAGAGGAACUGUUACAUCACCCAAUAGAUGAACUAAAAAAGAAAGGGUUUUUCAUCACAGUUGUUAACGAUUCAAAAACCCCUGAAAAGGUUCGUAAACUCUCAGUGAAUAUCCUUUCUAAAGAUGGUGUCUCAGCUAGUGAUCAAAUUAGUAAUUUGCAACAGCCUUUGACAAAUUUGUUUGCAAAGAUUUCAAAGAAUCAGGGUGACUUGGACAAAAUUCUGGUUGGAAAGUUCAAGGUAAUUGUUGAUGGAUUUGAAAGGGAUUGUAAACUCGAGAAUUUGGGAACGUCUCAGAACGGAAUGACUUUGGAAAGUCUUCUGGAGGUUUGUGGAGUUAGCGAUUUGGACCACGUCCAUGUUUUGACUUUAUUCUUUGAAACACCUAUAUCGCAAGAAAAAAAUCACGAAAAUCUUAAAUUUGAUGUUGAUUUAAACGACAAACCCCAGGCAUCGAAGAACGUUGACUAUGGCUCAACAUUCACGGUCGGAAAAGAUGUUGAGGACUUUUUGAAAAGCAAAAAGGAUGCGCAUGUUUAUUUGGAUGCCAAGGGCAAAGAUAACUUCAAGGAUUUUGUGGAAAUCGACAGUAUUAAAUUCCUACAGCUUUUGAAUGGUCAUCCUGAAGUUGUGGAUAUGCUCCUGAGGUUGGGAAUCCCUCAAACUCACCUUGGUAGUUUAGAUGCUCUUCAUCUUAUAGUCUCAAACCUAACUCAGUCAUUAAAAGGUCACCAGACCUAUAAUAUUGAUAUGGGAGAAGAUGCUCCAUAUGAAAUCAACAAGCCUGUUUCGGCUUACAAAGAUUUGGUUAACCUUAGAAACAGGCUAGAUGAAAAUCCUUUGUUAAGAAUUAAGGGUAUUUUCACUCUUGCCGACGGAAGUAAGCAGGAGUUUGACAUUCGUGGGAGGGAGUUCAUGCAUGCUGUUGACGGAAAUCUUACGUUCAGAGAUGUUGCUUUAAGGGCCCUGAGUUCUGAGGAUGCAAAUAACGUUAUUCAUGUAAAUUUCAGUUCAUAUGAAUCAGAUGAGGAAAACUCUUACCCACUCGCAAGUAGAAGGAAGAUUUUCAAAAAAACCAAGAAUUCUCCUAGCCCUGCCAAGUUGGGAGUUCUUCCUCCUGGUAUCCGACAAUCGAGUUUAAGUUCAGGAUCUGAAUCGGAAUCCUUGAAAAGGUCCAGAGAAUCCGUCAACUCUGAAAACGCAGCUCCAUAUCCACCAAAAACACCAACAAACCCUGUUGGUACAUCUUCGGAGGGUGAAAUUAAGCCACACAAACAAUCUGAGUUAGGUAAUGAGACAACCAGGUCUAAUGGAAGUGUUGGUUUAGGUAAAUCGCAAGUAGGAUCGGGUAAUGAAUCAACUAUAUCGAAUGCAAGUAUGAAGGGAAAAUCUGAAUCUGAGACAGGUAAUGAAUCAAAUAGGUCUAAUGUAACUGUUAGUGGAAAAAAAUCGCUAGUAGGAUCGGGUAAUGAAUCAACUAUAUCGAAUGCAAAUAUGAAGGGAAAAUCUGAAUCUGAGACAGGUAAUGAAUCAAAUAGGUCUAAUGUAACUGUUAGUGGAAAAAAAUCGCUAGUAGGAUCGGGUAAUGAAUCAACUAUAUCGAAUGCAAAUAUGAAGGGAAAAUCUGAAUCUGAGACAGGUAAUGAAUCAAAUAGGUCUAAUGAAAGUGUUGGCUCAGAGAAAGGAGGGAAUAAAGGUUUAACGAGCGAUGAAUCAAUGAGUUCAGUUGAUUUGUUCAAUAGAGUAAUAAGAAAUCCUGAAAAAAAAGUAUUGGUAAAGGUGAAAACAAGAACAGGCCGUUCGUAUGAUAUUAUUGUGAAGGGAACAAUUAUAAGAAAGGGAAUACAAAGCGGAGACAAUAUGAAGAAGUUGCUCCAGAAAUACCUAAUGAGUGAGGAUUUGGACGAAGUUAAUGAAAUUAUAAUCUCUGAAAAGGUUGGAUCAACUUUCACAGUGCCACUGAAGAAGCAUGUUAAUAUCACUUUGCCAGUUAUGGCAUCUGAUGAACCUUUAGAUGGUGAUAUUCAAGACUUCAAGAACCCUUGGAAUCCACCUGAGAACGACUGGAAGAAUUUCACGGUCAAGUCUGCAUUGGAGGGCUAUGCAAAUGCGAAUAAAAUUACCAAAAAACCAAAAGCGGUGUAUCUUCUGAACAAGGAAGACCACAACAACUUAUCGGCUGAGAUAAUAUUCGAUGAGGAAAAUCCAGAAGAUGAUAAAAAACUUGAUCGCAAAGUUGGAGAUGCCAUAAGCAAGGGAAGAACAUUCUUUAUUAGGUACAAAGAUACGGGUGAACUAGCAGAUUAAAAACUUAUAUCUAGG
Molecule: messenger RNA, 6567 nt
Organism: Theileria parva strain Muguga
Lineage: Eukaryota; Apicomplexa; Aconoidasida; Piroplasmida; Theileriidae
Exons: 1
Coding region: 1-6552 (2183 amino acids)
Source: RefSeq, a predicted model, not a curated record